AUGACCAAGGAAGAUAAUCGGAAGAAAUUUCUGGACCAGUUCCCAUCGUUGGUGGCCCAGCUAACCGAAGCUUUGAAGACGUAUGGUAUUCCUCAGGAUGCUAUUGAUUGGUACGAGAAGUCGUUAAUGUAUAACACGCCUGGGGGGAAGUUGAACCGUGGGUUGUCAGUGGUUGACACAUAUGUGAUUUUGAAGGGCCUCAACUCACCUUUUGACAUGCCUGACGAGGAGUACAGCAAGGUUGCUUUGUUGGGGUGGUGCGUUGAGUUGUUGCAGGCUUACUUUUUGGUUGCUGACGACAUGAUGGACAAAUCGAUCACCAGAAGGGGCCAGCCCUGUUGGUAUCGUAUUGACGAGGUUGGUGACAUGGCCAUCAACGACGCGUUUAUGCUGGAGGCUGCGAUAUACUGUUUGUUGAAGAGGAACUUCAGGAACGAAUCGUACUACGUCGAUUUGUUGGAGUUGUUGCACGAUGUCACUUUCCAGACGGAGGUGGGCCAGUUGUUGGACUUGAUGACUGCGCCAGAGAUGCUAAUUGAUUUGUCGAAAUUCUCCUUAGAGAGACACUCGUACAUUGUUAUUUUCAAGACCGCUUAUUACUCCUUCUAUUUGCCUGUUGCGUUGGCGAUGCAUAUCUCCGGUGUCAACGACGAGAGGGAUCUCCAACAAGCAAAGGAUGUGUUGCUCCCCUUGGGAGAGUACUUCCAAAUCCAAGACGACUACUUGGACUGUUUUGGCAAGCCAGAAGAUAUCGGCAAGAUCGGUACCGACAUCCAAGAUAACAAGUGUUCUUGGGUGAUCAACGCCGCUUUGAAGCUAUGUUCUCCCGAGCAGAGAAAGAUCUUGGACGACAACUACGGCAGAAAGAGCGACAUCUGUGAACAAAAGUGCAAACAGGUCUUCGCAGACUUGAACUUGGAAAAAGUCUACGAGAACUACGAAGAACAAGUCGCCGCAAAAUUGAGAGACAGAAUCGAGAUGACCGACGAGUCCCGUGGAUUCAAGCGUGAGGUUUUGUAUUCUUUCCUAGACAAGAUUUACAAGAGAAAGAAAUAA
Eremothecium cymbalariae DBVPG#7215 is the source of this 1056-nucleotide messenger RNA. It is a transcript of the gene ERG20, whose product is annotated as bifunctional (2E,6E)-farnesyl diphosphate synthase/dimethylallyltranstransferase. Gene Ontology annotation, cellular component: cytoplasm. Gene Ontology annotation, molecular function: dimethylallyltranstransferase activity; (2E,6E)-farnesyl diphosphate synthase activity. The transcript has a single exon. NCBI's taxonomy places the organism in Eukaryota, Fungi, Ascomycota, Saccharomycetes, Saccharomycetales, Saccharomycetaceae. Gene Ontology annotation, biological process: trans, trans-farnesyl diphosphate biosynthetic process. Bases 1 to 1056 code for a protein of 351 amino acids. The record is from RefSeq and is a predicted model, not a curated record.